Molecule: messenger RNA, 1539 nt
Organism: Heteronotia binoei (common prickly gecko)
Lineage: Eukaryota; Metazoa; Chordata; Lepidosauria; Squamata; Gekkonidae
Gene: TP53I13
Product: tumor protein p53 inducible protein 13
Exons: 9
Coding region: 37-1365 (442 amino acids)
Cellular component (GO): cytoplasm
Source: RefSeq, a predicted model, not a curated record
CUGCGCGGCGCGGCGGCACCGGAGAGGCUUGGCCGGAUGGGGGAGCCGCCGCCGCCGCUCCUGCUCCUCCUGCUCAGCCUGGCCGGGCGCGGAGCGGCCGCCGGGGAGUCCAACUUCCAGCAAGAUCUGCCCCCUGAAGAGCACUACCACUGCCUUGGCAAGCCCUGGCCCAUCCCCCAGCAGGGGUGCCGGACGCUGUCCAAGACCUACCAGGCAGAGGAGAGCAAGAUUGUGGCGGAUGCCGAAAUCGUCUACAAUCAGAGCAUUCCUCACAGUGGGCCACACAGGCCAUUUGGGGCAGCACCAGGAGAGUACCAGUAUUGCCCCCCUCAGCGCUGGCUGCACAACUUGAAGCAGGGUGGAGUGGCCUUCCUCUACCACCCUUGUGCUCACCCCUCCCUCCGUGGCCAGCUGACCCUCCUUGCCAGAGCCUGCCUGCCCGAUUACAUCCUCACCCCGCACGAUGGCCUGACUCAAGAAUGGCCCCUGGCGCUGGUGGCAUGGGGUGCCACCCUGCAGAUGGCGAAGGUGGAACUGGCCCACGCUAUGGCUUGGCUGAAGAAGCAUGCCACCCAAGAGAGCAGAAGCAAGCCCUGGGUGGGCAGGAGGUAUCGCCAUCUGAUGAAGCGCCCGGCAGCGCGUUACAUGGACAGAGCUGUGUGCCCAGCACAUCGGAUGCAGGCUUUGCAGAAGCUUUUCUGCCAUCUGGAUACCAGCCGGAGCCGGCGGGAGCUGCUGGCGUCAGACAAGCAAGGCCCAGAGCAGCUUCCUCGUCCCCAUGGCUCCAGCGACCGGAAUUCGGCCGGAGCUAAGGAGGAGAGAGCCGCCGCAGCCCUUCCUUCUGCUUCUCCUUGCCCGCAGGCCAAGAGGAAGCGCGUUCUCGAGGCAGCAGAGGCCAGGGGAAGCUCCCAGCUGCCUGCAGUGCUGCAGUCACUCCGCCUCAGACUGGGGAGCAGACCUUUGGUGACAACUGCCCAGACCCCAGGGGGAGUUGCUCAGAAGCGGGAGUGCCCUUGCCCGGAGGGAGGAGAUCCCAACCAAGGCCCCGGCCUGCAGCUGAAGGCAGCCAAAGGGCAGGAGGCAGGGGGACGCGUACCUACGCCUCGCACCGAAGAAGCCGCCUGGGCAGCCAGCGCGCUUACCUUCUUGCUGGUCACAUUGACACUGGCUGUCUUGUAUACGCGGCUCCACCGGAACUGUCGCCGCGGGCAGUCUCUCUACUGGACGAUGAGCGGCGAAGACGGGCGUGAGACGGUGGCCACGGUCAUCAAACGUCGGAUCCUGUCGGCACAGAGUCGGCGCAAAAAGAGACUCCGGCAGCAGAAGGUACUUCUGCAGACGACAUCUAGUGAGAGCUCCGACUAGAGCCUGGGGCGGGGGGGGAGUCGCUUUCGGUGUAAAGAAUCGUGGCACUCGUGGGGGCUGGAAAGGUGCCCGUUGGCACAAUCCUGACACCGCCUUGGCCUUGGGAGGAGCUGGCUCCUCGCCUUGACGAUUCUGGGGGUUUUUUUUCCUACCAAAUAAAAUAUAUCUUUCUUA